GGGUUCGAUUCCUCCUUUUUCCAUUUCCAGUUUUUUCCCGGCGUCAUUGUUCGUCAUCUUCAACGUGAGCCAGUGAAAUCACCAUGGAUCCCAAUCCGAGAAAGCAUCGAUUCAAACCGAAGGUUCCUCAACGCAACCGCAAGCCCUCCGUCGCCAAACCUGAGGACGGUGAUGGAGACGCAGAAGUUGCUGAUACCGACAAACUCAUCGAACGUUUCAAUGAUAUUCAGAGGCUACAAAGACCUAAAGUCGAAAAGAAAGCUUCGGCUCAAGUUGCAUUUGGCCCUGGUGCUGCAUCCUCAUCGACUUCAAUAAGGAAAUUUGGUUCUCAAAGAGCUAGGGAUGCUAAAGAUACUGACGCUGUGAUGAACAUUCCUGCUGCUUAUAAUGAGAAACUCGUUAGUACUAGUUCUUUUCACUCACCUAUGAAGGAAGAUGGAUGUGAGGAAUUUUCAACAGAUAGUAUCAACACAUCAGCACCAAGUACUAAAAAGGAAUACAGAGAACCUUGGGAUCACGAUUCUGAUUACCAUCCAAUCACUCUUCCUCUGAGAAAACCCAAUUCUGGUGACCCAGAGCUACUUGAUGAAGCAGAAUUUGGGGAAGAAGCAACAAAAGCAGAGUAUGAUGAAAACACUAUUAUUGCUGCUGAAGAGCUUGGUCUUCUGGAUUCUCAGGAACCCAAGCUGCUUUUUCUUCAGCUUCCUAAGAAGCUACCCUUUGAUAAGCUGUCAGAAAGCAGAAAGGGAAAAGAGAAAGUUGAUAGCUCAGCUUUGCCAGAAAGAUCAGAGGCUGUGAAGAAGCGCUCUGACUUGGAAGAGUUGCCUGCUGGAUAUAUAGGUAAAAUGCUGGUUCACAAGAGUGGCAAAAUCAAGAUGAAGCUGGGAGAAAUACCAUAUGAUGUAUUUCCCGGUCCGCCUACUGUAUUUGCCCAGAAUGUUGCAGCCAUCAAUACUGAAGAGAAACAGUUCUGCAUCAUUGGAAGCCUUGACAAACGGGCAGUUAUUACUCCAGAUAUUGAUUCCAUCCUAAAUUCUGUGAACGACUCAGAAUUGCCUCAAAAAAAGCAGAGUUCGGGAUCAUCCAAAAACAAACAGAGUUGACAGGAACUGCUUUAACAGAUUUUGGCCAUGGCAGAGAAGCCGUUUCUUUAAUUGGGAAUGCAUAUGAAGCAUGACUCUAGUAAACCCAGGACUAGUUUGUAUAGCAAUGUACCAGGGUAGUGCAUGAAACAAUAAUUCUUGACCUAUGUUUUUGCUCAACUGGAAAUUAGUUCUGAAAAUUUGAAAAAACAAAGAAACUAGAAACAAAUGACGAUUGGGAGACCCAUUCCUUGUUAUAAU
Molecule: messenger RNA, 1343 nt
Organism: Rubroshorea leprosula
Lineage: Eukaryota; Viridiplantae; Streptophyta; Magnoliopsida; Malvales; Dipterocarpaceae
Source: the annotation of a GenBank genome assembly